CAGAUUUACAACCAAAGACGCUUCCAUUUGUCUUCAUUUCAUCCCCCCCUUUUUUUAAUUUAAUUUAAUUUUUCUUUUUCGGCUCGAAGUUUUUUGACCCGAUUCUAUUUGCAGUGGGGUCGGAUAUACCAGCCACGGCGAGAGGGGAGAGGGAGGAGGAGUAAAGGGGUUUCGGCCGGCGGCGAGGAUCCUUCGCCGUUGAAUUCGACACGGCCGCGCACCGUCUAUCUUAAAUGAACCUUGAAUUAAGAUGGAAACUAUUUCUGGGUUGACGGCAUGUUGUUCAGGCUUAGUCCAUCCAAAACUACCAUUCCAGAUUUGGAAAUGUAACAGAAGCACACCUAGAGAUUCCAAGGCCAUCCCACUGGUGUCUAACAAGCAGAUUCCUAGAGCAAAGAUUCAUUAUUCGCUUGCAGCAUGUACCUCCACCAAAUAUGUCUCCUAUGCAGGGAGAAAUCAUCAUAAUUUGAGUUCUGGUGAUGACUUCCUUGAGGAGCCAUUUUGGUUAACUUUGAUAAAAGAAGCUAUUUGGACCUUGAAAUCCUUAUUUCUCUUCCUGCUUGAGCAGCCUAGCCAACUGAAGUACAUAGAGUGGCCUGGCUUCCAGAGCACGCUGAAAACAGCUUCUCUUACUCUGGUUCUUGUGGCGCUUCUUAUAGUCGCACUGGCAUCGGUUGAUUCUGCCCUCUGCUAUCUUCUGGCUUUGCUUAUACGUAAAGCCACCCCCUGAGCAGCAGUAGUGGUUCCUGAAGAAGCUGCACUGCACUGCACUGCCCUUCCCUGCCCUGCCUUGAGUCAUCUAAUUUGCUGGCUGCUGAAUCUUUCUGGUCGAUAAUGUAUUAUUAUGCCAGCCAAACACUUAGGCUUUGGGUACUCCAGUUGUAUGUAUCUGUCUCUAUCCAUCUUUCUUUGUUCUUUAUUCUGUGCUAUUUUAUAUUUUUAUUCUGUAAGCUGAUA
Molecule: messenger RNA, 957 nt
Organism: Diospyros lotus (date-plum)
Lineage: Eukaryota; Viridiplantae; Streptophyta; Magnoliopsida; Ericales; Ebenaceae
Exons: 6
Coding region: 251-730 (159 amino acids)
Biological process (GO): protein targeting
Cellular component (GO): membrane
Source: RefSeq, a predicted model, not a curated record